GUGGUGAUGUCAUCCACUGUUUUGUUCUCCCGCCAAACACGCUUCAAACGAAAUUCCUUCCAGAAAUAUCAAUUCCCGAAUGUGGAGGGAGAUUUAACCCGUCUAAAUGUUGGGAAACAAUGGCAACGCAAAGCCCAACAGACAGUAUCCUUCCACAGUGGAAGAAACAAGGAAGUAAAGGCAGCGAUCCGAGUAAAGCUGAAUCAGAGAAAAAACCUACGGCCGUAAAAAUAUCGGAGACUGCAAAGCCUAUUUUAGAGGAACAAGCGCUUCUGAAAGAAAAAUUGAAAACACUCUCAUGGAAGAAAGAGAAAGAUCUAGUGACGAGGCGUAAAGCACAGCCUAUGGUUGCAAGGCCUCCUUCCCCAGGAUCUUCCAAAGCUCCACCAUCCCAACAGGGCACUUCUACGGCCUCAAAACCAGCAUCACCACCACCUGCUCGUCGACGUACAACCUCACCCUCCAAUUCGUUCAAUGCUGGUGUGUCCCGUAGCUCCUCCCCUUUGUUUGAAGUCCCACCAGAGAUCCGUAAAAAGGUCGAGAAGGCCACUAGAGCCCGACUGUACUUGCUGCAGCAACUGGGACCAAAUUCAUUCAUGAUUGGUGGAGAUUCCCCUAGUCACAAGUUCAAAGUCAUCAUAGGACCCCAGACGUGCACAUGUGCUAAAUCCUUCUGUAAUCACCUACUCUUUGUUAUGCUGAGAGUGUUUAAAGUUAGAGAAAAUGAUCCUAUUUUAUGGAGUAGCAAUUUGAAGAAUUUUGAGGUGGAGACCUUAUUUUCAAGAUUUCAUGCCAGAGUUAAUUCAAGAUUGGCCAAAAACAGUAGCAGUAAAUCAGGGCGGGGCAAGUCCCCCCAGAGGGUGACCCCACCUCCAUCCACACCUGAGGCCGCUGCAUCAUCAUCAGCAGCAGCGGCUGCUGGCAAGGAGGAUGAGGAAGUGUGUCCUAUCUGUCUGCUGGAGAUGGUCGAGGGGGAGAGUUUGACUUGCUGCACAGGGGGCUGCAACAACACACUUCAUCAGCACUGCAUGGAGAUCUGGGCCGCCGAGUGCAGACUUCGAAAGGAAAGACUCAACUGCCCCUUGUGUCGUAGAAUACUGCCUCCUGAAGCUGCAAAAUCUCUAAGCGACAGGUCCCCAACUGGUCCCAAAUUCUUACCAUGUGCUCCUGAUGUACCAAACCCUCUUGAACCAGGCGAAGUCAUUACUCUUCCUCACUCCAACCCAAUCCCCACUGGGCAAGUAGAUUUAGCAAGGCCCUGGGUUCAGGCUUUUGGGGAAGAGCUUGUAUCAUGCUUAUUCUCGCGGGAGUGGAACAUCCGGGAGAUUGCCCUCCGCCGCCUUAGCAGAGACAUCUAUUCCUACUUGCGGAAUGAGGGUUCCAACCUCACGGACCUGACUGCUGUGGAGGCCUCCUGCUCCCUGCUGACCAUGAUGUGUGGGGACCCGGUUUACAGGGUUUAUGUCGCUGCCUUGAGGACAUUACGGGUGAUGCUUGCACACACGAAUUACACUUCACGUGAUGAGAAGAUGCUUAUACAGUCCUACCUUCACCCUGUGGUGGAAGCCAUCUUGGCCAAGUGCUCUGAUGGGAAUAGACGAAUCAGCGCAUUAUCUAUGAAAGUGCUCCUUGAGUUCUGCAAAGAUGAGUCUGGCGACCUCGCACUAGGGCGCAUGCUCCGGGAUCACCGCAUUCAGCCAAUGGGCGGCCUGGGCUUCAUGCUGGCAUGCAUCCUGACCACCGCACAUGAGUACGCUACUUGGCCCUGGUGGCUGGGAAGGCUGUACUUCUUGCGCAAGCUGCUGGAUGAGUACGUGGAGGAUUUCCAGCUUGGAGGGGGCGACCCGGCGAUUAGUGAUGAGAGUGUGGGGGUCAUCUUACAAGAUCAUCACCAGGUGGACGGCACCGAGAUCUUCAGCGAUAACCCGACUCGCUUGAUGUCGGUGAUGAAAUUCGCCAUCCUGGCAGCCCAGUGCUCUCACAGCAAAGUCACCAAGUUCGCAGUGUCCGUGCUCACAUGCUGCACAAGCCUCGCAGCUGGCUGUCCGUCCGCCUUCGUCCACAUCAAGAAACUAGUCUCCAAGUUAAAGCCUUCCCAGCGCAGCAUUCUGCAGCGUCGACUCGCAACGCUUGCCCGCAGGAACAACAGCCUCGAGAGCAGUGAUAGCGAGGGGACGGUCAGUGAGGCGAGUACAGUCCUUGCGGAUGACGUGCAAGGUGGACCCUCUGAUGGGCACGACUGUCUGCAGCUGCCACGCCCUCGGGACAGGGGGUGCUGCUCGGCAAGCUGCACCGAUGAUGAGACUGAUAACCUAUCCGACAACGAGCUGCUUCAGUCGAUAGUGGAAUCCUUGCAGCGGCCACACCAUCUUGCUCUCCACAGCCCCCCACCCUCCCCCACACGGGAUGUGGAAUCUUUGGACUGGACGCGCUCGGAAGGGGAGUCCCCACGCUUUCCACCGGUAAAGGUUGUGAUGGGAGGGAAGUGUCAACAGAUAAUUGAGGAGGAGGAAGCAGUUGCGCUAGCGAAGGCGAUGGAGUUGUCUGCUUUGCAGAGGGGUCCUCAGAAAAUUCGUAGCCUCCAGCCGGAUGCCAAUGAUCCUGAGGAAGAUGAGAUGGUCAUCGUCUACACGCAACCAGAGUCUCUGGACAAAGCUGCGAACACCAAGCACUUGUAUCUUGAGAACGUGCACUGGAAGAAGGGCGAGUUGUUGGGCACGGGGGCGUUCUCUUCGUGUUACGGGGCUCGUGACGUGAUGACGGGCUCACUCAUGGCCGUCAAGCAGGUGUCUUUUUGUCGGAACUCCAAGAGUGAACAGGACAAGGUCUGUCAGACGAUAAUGGAUGAGAUCGCGAUUCUUGCUCGCCUCAAGCAUCCACACCUGAUUAAAUGCCUCGGAGCCACUCGCCACACUGGUCACUUCAACAUCUUCCUUGAGUGGAUGGCCGGAGGAUCCAUCUCCAUGCUCCUGUCAAAGUACGGCCCGUUCGAGGAGGCGAUCCUGAUCCGAUAUCUCCGUCAGAUCCUGCAGGGCGUGUCGUACUUGCACGAGAAUCAAGUCGUGCAUAGAGAUAUUAAAGGUGCCAACAUUCUCGUGGACUCUACCGGACAAGAUAUCCGAAUCGCAGAUUUCGGCGCCGCCGCUCGUCUUGCCACUCAAAUCACGGGUGCUGGAGAGUUCCAGGGUCAGCUACUUGGCACCAUAGCGUUCAUGGCCCCUGAGGUCCUCCGUGGCGAGAGCUAUGGGCGGAGUUGCGACGUGUGGAGCGUGGGCUGCGUGUUAAUCGAGAUGGCCACAGGGAAACCACCGUGGAAUGCGCAUGAGCAUUCGAAUCACUUAGCUCUGAUAUUUAAGAUCGCCUGCGCCAUUGGGCCACCCGACAUCCCCGAGCAUCUAAACCCCGGUGUACGGGAUGUCGUAUUGCGAUGCCUAGAAUCCAAGCCCGAGGACCGGCCGGCGGCCGUAGACCUUUUACAGCAUCCUCUCUUCACUAUAAUGUGAAACAGCUCAUUAGCGAAUCAGGAAAGGGGGGGGGGGGGGGGGGGGGCUUGGAAUUCAGAGACGGACCGGCGGCCGUAAACCUUUUACAGCAUCUUCGCAGUAAUGGGAAACGACUCAUUGUCGAAUCAAGGGAGGUGGUGGUGGUGGUUGUGGUGGUGGUGGGGGGAGGGGGAGUCCAGGGUGUUUUAUGAGUAGAUGCCCCUCUCCCUGCUACACCACAUGGUGUAUUUUUACAAAGCAAUCCAAAACACGUCAUGUGUAUAUAUUUUAAGAUAAAAAGAUUUGUGAUGAAGGUUUUACUUUUAUCUGUCGUCUAAUUCAUAACGAACGGCCGUACACUUUGAUUAAUUCAAGAAUCAUGAUUUAGGAAAGACUUAAAAUCAGUUUUUAUGAUAUAAAUAUGAUGUGAAGCUUUUUAUACAAGCGAGAUCUUUAUAUAAUAUUUGUUGUGAAUAUUGCCAAAGGAUGAAUUAUUUGAACACUAGGAAUCUAUUAUCUAUUUCAAGUCUUGUAAUUCAGUUGACAGAAGAUAUUGGCAAUUGCGUUACAAAUAAAAUUAUCAAAUGAGAA
Messenger RNA from Nematostella vectensis (starlet sea anemone), 4073 nucleotides. Its product is annotated as mitogen-activated protein kinase kinase kinase 1. The record is from RefSeq and is a predicted model, not a curated record. Lineage: Eukaryota; Metazoa; Cnidaria; Anthozoa; Actiniaria; Edwardsiidae. Gene Ontology annotation, biological process: protein phosphorylation. Bases 120 to 3503 code for a protein of 1127 amino acids. Gene Ontology annotation, molecular function: ATP binding; protein kinase activity; zinc ion binding. The transcript is spliced from 16 exons.